Messenger RNA from Syngnathus typhle (broad-nosed pipefish), 2419 nucleotides. RefSeq names its product t-complex 11, testis-specific-like 2 (gene tcp11l2). Gene Ontology annotation, biological process: signal transduction. The transcript is spliced from 10 exons. The record is from RefSeq and is a predicted model, not a curated record. The coding region runs from base 149 to 1723 and encodes 524 amino acids. Lineage: Eukaryota; Metazoa; Chordata; Actinopteri; Syngnathiformes; Syngnathidae.
GUUUCGUCCGUAUGUCCUCAAGCUCCUCCGAAGUGUCGAAGGACCUUUAAAUCGUCAAGCUUGCAACACAGGAAACAACAAAACUUCGUUUCACAAGGCAACAAUUUCUUACUAGUCUCCUACUCGGGAGACUUAAUCGAGUUUGACGAUGCCCCUGAACAACGAGCGUCCGUCUUCCGGCUCCAGCGGCGACGAGCAGGGCAGCGACGGCGAGUCGUCGUCGGGGCGCUGCGACAGCACCGCCUCGGCCAGCGACACCAACUCCUCGCGCGAGAGCUUCACCAGCGAUGGCUGCAGUAAGCACUGCUCACCCUCCUCGAGCCCUCCCAAGACGCUCACCCUGGACCAGGUAAUGGGCUCCGCCAGAGACCUCUCCAACCUCAGCUUGUUCCACGAGAUAGUCGUCAACCGCAACUUCCACCUGGAGCCCAACACCUUGCCCGAGGACAGUUUAUGGAAGAUGGUCCGCGACAACGUCCACAAGGCAUUCUGGGACAUCCUCGAGACAGAGUUGAAUGAUGACCCGCCCGAGUACCAGCAGGCCAUCAAGCUGCUGGAGGAAAUCCGAGAGAUUUUGCUAUCCUUCCUCAACCCUGGCGCCAACCGCAUGCGGACACAAAUCCUGGAGGUUCUGGACAUGGACCUGAUCAGGCAGCAGGUGGACAACGACGCCGUGGACAUCGCGGGCCUCGCUUCGUACAUUAUCGGCGUCAUGGGGAAGCUGUGCGCGCCCAUCCGCGACCAGGAGAUCAAGAAGCUAAAGGAGAGCACGGACAACAUUGUGACCAUCUUCAGGGAGAUGUUCCGCGUGAUCGACCUGAUGAAGGCCGACUUUGUGAACCUGACCAUCAACAACCUGCGGCCCGUCAUGCAGAAGCAAAGCGUGGAAUACGAGAGGGCGACCUUCCAGAGCAUCCUGGACAAGACCCCCGGUGCUUUGGACAACACCGCCGCUUGGAUCAAAAGGACUUUUGAGGAGCUUCUGUCCACCAUGCCCAGCAACUGGGGAAAAGGACAACCGUGCUUGCCUGGACCCUUCCAAGUCCUCAAUGCGGCUUUCCUACACAUCCUCAUGUGGGACUACACUAAGCACACACUCCCAGAGACGUGGAUGACGGACGAGGCUCGCCUGCGAGAGGUUCAGUCGCAGCUGAAGCGCUGGCAAGCGGUCAACGAGGUUCUGCUCAUCGUCCACAGCACUGUCGGCGGGGCCGUCCAAGGCGUGGCGGUCCUGUCCGAGCGCCUCAAGAGGAUGACGGCUGUGCUGCUCGACCACAUGCAUAACCCGACUUUUAACCUGCAGGAGGCGCUAGUGGGCGUCAGCGCUCAGAUCUGCAGCGAGUUGAACAAGUCUCUAGCGGAGAGAGGCUACCCCACGCUUAGCCCCGCGCUGCAGGCGACCCUCACUGGCCAAAUCUGCGGCAUCGCCCACAAGGACAACCCCGUCCGGACUCUCGUCGAGGACCGUGUGCAGCACUACUUCAUGGUGCUCAUUUGCGAUCCCAAACCUCAAGCCAAACUGGAGCAAACGCCCGCCGGCCUCUCCGCCAUUCACUCUGAGUUGGUCUCGCUGGCCACCAGGUUCCUCUCUCUGGUCAACUACAACAAGGCGGUGUAUGGACCUUUUUACGCCGACAUCAUCAGGAAGUUGAUGUUCGCCAACAGCCCGUCGGCGCCAUCGGCGCCGUCUUCGCUUCCUAAGGACACCGUUGCCUCCGAAUGAACUUACGACCUCUGUUUUUGUUCUUUUACAAGGGAGCUGACUUUGUCAGUGAAGCGUUUACUUACAGGACAGUGUUUCCCAACAGACAAGGCACAUGUUAAGUAUAAAAUUGUUCCCCGAAGUAAGGAAAUUAUAGUUUGACAAUUAUGAAUUACUAGCACAGAUAGAUGAACAAAAUAUUUGUUGGAAAAGAUUUUCGAUUGCUAUAUUUAGCAGAGUAGCAACACAGGUGUAUAUAUAUAACACAUCACGACUGUUUAGGUUUUCGAUAUAUAUCAUACGACAAACCUCUUCGCCGCUUAAAGAAGGUAUUAAAAAUAUUAGGGAUUUUUUUUUGUAUAUUUGUUUUAUGCACGAGUGCAUUUUUGUGUUCAUCAUUUUUGCUUGUGUAACUAGGAUAAUUUUCCAGUUUGUGUGAUAGAUCAAUUUAUUAGUUUUGUGUGAUUGGUGAUGUUUGUUACAUGGCUCGGUACUGUGGCCCUUUAUCGUAUCCCUGCAUCGGCUUGAUCGAACCUGCGUGGACACACAGACACAAAAGGUUCUGAGCUCCAGAGGGAUUCUUAUCCAGUGUGGAUCCAAAGAUGCACAGAACAAAAACAGCAAUUAUUAUCUUAACUGAAGUUUACGUGAAAAAAAAGUGCUGUUUUCUUCUGUACGACACUUCAUUUAAUAAAAGUAAAAAUGAUACUAAAAUGA